CUGGAGGAACGGGGUAUUUUUCACUCGGUGAAAUCAUGCAGAGAUUUUUUUUAAUCAUUGCUGUGUGCGUUAUUUGCACCAGUGGUGAUGGAACGAAUGGAAGUGUGAGAGUGGUUAAUAAUGCAUUGCAGUUCAAAGUGCCUAAUGAGGCGAGAAUCGAUGAUACCCAGUGGAUUGUUAUUAAUCGUACGAGUCAGUCGAGAAAUAAAAUUUUCACUAAGAAGGAUGAGUGUUCGAGAUACUGCAUUGAGGGGGAAGUCAACAAUUCACAAGUGCGAAAUCUGCGGAAUAAAAAGAUCAAUUUUAUUUGGCGCAUCAGCCAGGCUGUUCCGGAGUUUAAUAAAGACAGAUUACCAGUGAACGAUCAAGAACCUAAAGUCAAGGAUUCAAAUGGACUCCAAAUAUCGACAGAAAAAUGUGAAAUUCAGUUAUCAAUCGGCUGUAAAAGCCCCACGCUCGGAGUAGAAGAAGAAAACACGAAGGAAUUGGAAAUACUGAGGAAUAGCCACCUCACAGACUUCACAUCCAACAAAUUCACCGUCAAUCCCGACACAGAUCAACUGCAAUUAAGAAUCGUGGGAAACGUCACGUGGAUACUCCUCGAGAUACCCACCGGGAGAAACAGGGCUGAACCCCUUGGGCUGUCACUGGCGAGGGAUGACAGGAAUGGGGUGAAUCUCGUCGCGAACAACCCUCCACCAGGUGGCUGGCUACUGAAGCUCAGAGGGAGGGAAAAUUCAACGUACAGUCUCACUGUUUCACAAGUUCUUCGAGUGGAAAAUCCAGAGCCACUUCCUGCACUUGAGGAGGAUGAUAAUCUCGAUGGAGAUAUAGAGACCGACGGAAUCGUGAUUUUUCUCGACGACCCUGAAACCCCCGAGUCCCGGCAAGCACCAUUGAAAUUUCCGAGAGAAUCUUCCGAUCCCGAGGAGAAUAAAAAUUACCCCAGGACUGUUGUUUUUCGAGAGCCACUCGACGAGUUAUCAAAGUUUCAAAUUGAGGAGAAUGCAGACGCUGAGCUUCGAGACUUGUCACGAGCGAGUGAUUUAAUAACAAGGGGAAAGAAUGUGCCAGUGGAUGUGGCCCCAGAAACGACACUCCUUGUCCGACCGGGAACUUUGCACACUGUUAUUUUUACAGUGACUAAUAAUCAGCCUUUCGUUAUCAUGCACGAGUUCCAGGCUAGGAGCACUCAAUUCCAAAUUAGGGGGAUUGAACCUCGAAUCUGGUGGAUUCAGCCCGGCGAAACAAUUAAAGUAGGCGUACACAUUGAGGUGCCAAGGAUAGAAGAAAGUGUGGUCAAUACUGUAACUCUUCACGUAGACCGAAGCCAAAAUCUGGAAGCUGUUGAAAAAUCCGCCUACACGUAUCUCCAGAGUCCAUUGAACGCGAUAUCGGACAGCGCAAAACCAACAAUUGAUUACGAGUUCAACAAUAAUUGCGCCGGAAGACUGCGCCAAGAGCGAUGCGAAAAUAGCUUUUGGACUGUCGACAUUACCGUGACUGACGAUAAUUCAGGGCUGAAGAGGGUGACAUCGCAACCGAGUGGGGUUCAUCCAAAUCGAGAGUUCAUUGCUGGCACUAGAAACGCAGUGCAUUUCCUCUACACGUCCUCGUGUUGCUAUACAACAGUGGAGGUUACAGCAACAGAUGUUGUGGGCAACAUUCAUUCGCGCACGAUAGACGUCACUGCCUGGGACAACUUGUCGACGGGUGAAAUUGUAGCUAUCGUAAUUGGUAGCUUAUUUCUACUCUUCAUCAUCGUACUUCUCAUUUUGCUAUGUAUCUACUGUGCGCGUAAACGCAAGAGCGCCGACAUUUCUUAUUCCCAAAGAUAUGGAUCGAGAGGGGGGCCCGGUAGUAGAGCGGAAGGGACUAAUUUUUAAAUUAAUCCAGCAUUCAGAUUGACUUUCCUAGCACUAAAAUCGUAAAUUAAUGGAAAUUAAUCAAAUCUAUUUCAAUAAUUCUCUCUAAAAAACAAAUUGUCUAUUUAUAUUAUACAUCUAAGCUUUUUUUUUUAUACACAGCGGAGCAAGACAAAAAAGCAGAAUUUUCUAGAAAUAUGAAGCGAAAAUGUAUUGGAUUCUUCAUUUACAUGAAAUAA
Molecule: messenger RNA, 2104 nt
Organism: Diachasma alloeum
Lineage: Eukaryota; Metazoa; Arthropoda; Insecta; Hymenoptera; Braconidae
Exons: 10
Coding region: 36-1886 (616 amino acids)
Source: RefSeq, a predicted model, not a curated record